UUCCACCCAUCCCCUCCUGCCGGCAGUGCGGGGCGAUGCAGGAGCGGCAGCAGCAUCUGCUCUGACACAUCCUGGCGUGACGGGGACACACCGAGCCGGCAGGAGGAAAGAAGAAGGAGGAGGAGAAGCUAAGGAGGAGGGGAGGAAGGAGGAGGAGAGGAGGAAGAGGAAGAAGAGGAGGAGGACACAACUCUGUCAAAAGGAAGCCGGAGGACGGGACGAGGAGAGGUGGACGAGGAAGAAGGAGGAGAGCAAGAGGAGACUCGGGUGGUGCAGCCAUGUCAGACACACCUUUGCAGCGGAACGGCACGGCAACAGCACCGAUGUCGUGUGAGGAGGCUCAGCUCCACAAAGAGAGGCUGCAGGCCUUGGCGGAGAAGCGAAAACGUCAAACUGAGAUCGAGGACAAGCGAGGCCAGCUCGAUGACAUGGUGCUACAGCUGCAACAUCUCAAGUCCAAAGCCAUGCGAGAACGAUGGCUCCUCCAGGGAACGGGUUUGGAGGAAGAGGAGGUACGGCGGACACAGCUGGAGCAGGAUGAAGAAAAAGGGAAGAGGCUGGAAGACCUGAUACACAGUCUGGAGUCUGACAUCGGCACACUCGAAAGUGAAGAGUCUCAGAUCUCGGCCAAGGAGCAAGUUCUACGAGAACGACUGAAAGAGACGGAGCGCUCGAUAGAAGACCUGCAGAAGAGUCUGAUGAACCAGGAUGGAGAUGCCACCUGCUGCAUGUCCACCCCCCUGUCGGACUGCACGGACCCCAAUCCCAACCACCUCGGCCUGGCCACGCAGCCCCGGACCGGCCCACCUGCCUCUGGAGAGCACGCCAUACCAAGACCUGCAAUGUUCGCCAUGGAGAUCAACGUGGAGCACGACCCACACACCGGCGAGCAGCGCAUCCUGUCGGCCAACCGCGUGAACCCGUUGGACGCGGCGUCGCGUGGCGUCAAAGUCUACGACGACGGCAGGAAAGUGGUCUACGAGGUCACUUCCGCUGGGGGUGUGUCCACCACCAGUGUGGAGAAUGGUUGGAGCUCCUCGCAGGUCGACCAGCUGAUCCAGCGAGCCGCCAGGCCUGCUGCUCGAGGAGGAGAUGACGGGAGAGGUCAGGUGAGGGUGACCCCGGCUGUCCCACAGGCCUACAUUUCCCCGGCAGAUGUGGAUGAUCUGUCUCCGCCCUCCUGUGCCCCGCCAUCCAUCCCUUCUAGCCCACCAGCACAGGUCACCCUCCAAAGGGAGACCCGGCUGGGCAUGAUCCCCCCCUCCACUCCUGUCACGACCCAGCCGGCCUCCUCGGCCCACCCGGGCAACGAGCUCUCCUGCCAGCCUCAAGCCACUGCGGAGCACCCAGUCACCAUGGUGUUCCUUGGCUACCAGGACGUUGAGGACACGAGCGAGAGCAGGCGGCUGCUUGGCUUCGACGGCGCUGUGAAGGCCGAGGUGGUCCUGAUCGACGAAGACGACGAGAAGUCGCUGAGGGAGAAGACGGUCACCGACCUAUCCAUCAUCGACGGCACGGCGGCCGACCUCGUGUCGGGGCGGCCGGCCACGUCCGAGGCCGUCAGCACGGAACUGUCAUCUGACGGCCGUGAGCCUGACAGCGCCUCCUCGCCACCCGCAAAUGAUGCCAACACGGCCCCCCCACCCGGCCUCACCCCCGCCACAGGCUACAUCAAAACGCCAGAGGUUGCCUUGACAACAACGAACGGCUAUCAAGCUCCCAUGCCGACCAAACAUCCUCACACUGCCAUGAAAUCGUGGCGGGCAGCCGAGGAUGUCAGUGACUCAACGCCGAGAGAGCGAGCCCUGAAGAGCGUCAGUUUCCAGGAAUCGGUCAGCGUUAUCACCGACAGGCCCGCAAGCAUGGAGCUGGAGAGCCAGCAGAUGCAACAUGGCUGCCUCGGCAGUCCCAAUAACCGAGCCCACGGCGAAGAAGAGACUCCUGACAGCGAGGUGGCUCAGCAGCCUGACCAUGUGCUGUGUCCACAGGAGAUCCGUUACCUGGACCAGGUGUUAGACGCAGCCUCUGAAACACCCACUAAUGGAACCUCGUCUCCGUCAGAUCACCACAAACCAAUCAGCGUUGACAGAAGCUCCCCCUCUGUCUGUGUGUCAGCAUCCCCUCCUGUCAAUCACCAGCACAUCAUCGUCGAGGGGCACAGACAGACAACGUUCCUCCACCAGGACGACUCCCUCGUCCGAACCAACGGGCACGUGCAGGGGGAGGAGUCGGGGAGCAGCAGGGCGAAGUUUGAGCUGAGGGCGUUUCAGGAGGAGAGGCGGCCCGCGAAACUCUUUACUCCCGGAGAGGAGCAGCACGUCAGAGUGACGAGGACACGACCCACAGAGGAGGUUCACGAGUUGGAGCGUGAGCGUCAGGAACUGAUCAAAGACCAGGCUGUGAAGAAGAAUCCAGGCAUCGCCCGGCGCUGGUGGAACCCUCCUCAAGAGGUUCCUUUGGAGGAGCAGCUGGAAACCGACCAGCUCGAGUCGCUCAAGAAAUACCAGGAGAGGAAACAGCAGAGGCAGAAUUAUACCUACACAUACACACAGCCACAGGUGUCAGGCCCUCCGUCAGUGGUGACCUUUGACCCCGAGCUGACCAGGAAGGAGGACAUUCUGGAGAAGCAGAUUGACUUCUCCUCUGCCAGGAGGCAGUUCCUGCUGGGGGAGACGACAAGGAAGGACGUAGCUCCUCAGAUAUAUUCGGCCAAACCUUUCUCGAAAGCCACAACCAGGAGCAGCCAGGGGAGCAGUGACAUCGUCGCUGACACCGGAGAGAGUCACGUGACCUGGUCUGAUGAAGGAAUCGCAGGUGAAUUCACGUGCGCACGAGCCGUCAUGAAAAUCCUGCAUGAGGAAGAGGAAGGGAAGGGUCAUUUCCUGCCGCCCUACCACCCAGAGGAGUCCGACUCGGGAUUGGACGACUUAUCUGUCCGCUCUCAGGACACCACAGUGUUUAGCUUGGAUAAUGUUUCCGACAGCGGGGCUUCGCUGCCCCCUACCCCGCUGCCACUUACCCCGGUGUCACCUCCCACCCCCCAGCCCACCACACCAGUCAACGGGCAGACCAAUGGCAGUCCAACAGAAGACGAGCUGGAGUUCCACGCCGGGAUGCUCGUCCAAAACGCCAUCCAAAAUGCCCUGGCGGCUCAGAACGACGGGGAGUGGCAGCCAUUGGACUUGGAUUCUUCCCAGUUCAGCACUCCGGUGUCUCCAUCCUCAGCUUCAACCAGUAGUCCAGUGCCAGUCUCCUUCUCCCCUGUGUCUUCUGGUGGAGCCCCAAGUCUCCAGUCGCCUGUGUCCUCCAGUCCAGCUCCAUCCAACCCGUCCCCUCUGCCAGAAAGGCAUCCAGAGGUGAGAGUCACUUUUGAAGAGAAACCGUCAGAAUUCCUAGAGACUCAGCAGCCACAACUCCAGACGCCUUCCCCCGCCAUCUCAGACUGUCUCUCCCCGCAGAGAGCCAGAGACGGAGGCCCCAGGAUCAAAAUCCAGUCCUCUUACGCCAGGGCGCUUGCUUCCUCAUCUCCGGCUCAAGCUCCUGCCUCAACAGCUCCCGUCUCCAGGCCGACCCCAGUUUAUCGCCCACCUUCCCCUCCGAGCCCGGAGAAACCGGAGUACAGCUACUUCAGUAAGUACUCCGAGGCGGCCGAGCUGCGUAGCACGGCUGUGGCAGCGCGAUGCCCCGAGCCGGAGGCGGCGGCCAGCGGCCCGUUCCGCCUGCGCUCCAAGAAGCAGCGAACGUUGUCCAUGAUUGAGGAGGAGAUUCGAGCGGCUCAGCAGAGGGAGGAGGAGCUAAAGAAGCAGAGGGAGACGGGGCCUGUGGUUAAAGUCCGCCCCAGCAACGUGUCCAGCAGCGGUCACGGGCCUGUGAGGACAGGGAUGAAGAAAACAACCAUUACUCCAGCGGAUAAGAUGAAGAGCAACAGUCUGCCAACUAGACUCACACUGACAGCGAAGACAGCACCAGGAAAGAUCGAGAAGGUUCGACCCGUGCCGCCCGUCUCGCCCUCGCCCUCAGAGGGAGCCCUGUCCGACGCCGGCAGCGAGGACUCCGGGGGAUCACGACCCAAGAACUACAUGCAGACGCUCAUGGAAGACUUUGAAUCCCACAAGGUGAAGAGGAGGGAGAAGAUAGAAGACAACAGUUAUGCCCGCUUGCUGCUGGCUAAGGAGGUAACCACCGAGGUUCUGGAGGCCACUCGUGUCACCAGGAGGAAAAGCGACAUGGCGCUGAGGUGGGAAGCCGGCCUCUACGCCAAUGAGGAAGGAAAGGAGGAAGAAGAGGAGGAGGAGGAGGAAGAAGAGGAGGAAGAAGAGGAGGAGUAAAACGGCUCCUUUUGAGAGACGGUUAAGGGACUUGGUCGGAAGGAGGAGAUAGGGGAGGAUGAAGGAAGAAAUGCAAACAGGAGGAGAAAGGACAAAGAAGGAAACAGUAUUUAUUUUACUUAUAGUAUUCUGAUGAUCAUGUGAACCGCCGGCUUGACUGAUGGCGCUCAUCGAGGAGAUCGAUUAUUGGACCUGACGACUGAAGAGGAGCACGUUAAAAGACGAAGAAUAUGUGACAGACAUUUGAAGUGUUGCAGUGAGUGACACUUUGAAAGGGUUUUCUGGUGGUUUAGGAACGUUCUGCAGAGGUUUAUAUGGGACAGAAGGUUUUUUACUAGCUGGUAGACGCUGAAUGACUUAAGUAUUCAUAGGAUUUUUCACUUUCUUGUUGACAUGCGGGCUGAGAUCUAAAGAUUUUAUUACGACAGGUUGCCUGAGACUUGAUGAGAAUGAUGGUUUUGGCAAAGUGAGCUUGAUGAUAAACCGCAGUGAUCUUUAAGUGUGGGAAGAUGAUGCAGUAGAUGAGCGGGGGUGUAUGCUGAUACUGGUUUUGAUGGUUUUGAUGCUACUGCAGAGAGGAUGUGAUGUUUAACAGGAUUCUAACCCAAGCAUCACUUUCUGAAGUUUUAACGGUGUGUAUCCUGCGGUGCCACAGCCCGUCACAGAACAGUAAUAACACACAGACAACACGUCGCUCUGAGCUUUCCUUUUCAAGCACCUGUAUUAAAUCUCAAGUGGCGGCUUUAAGGCUGCUGCACACUAGAGGACGAUCAGGGCGAUUUUAGACCCAAUCUGCCCUUUCCGACAAUCGCGGGGGCGUUUCCGCCUGGAGGUCACUCGGUGCUGAUUAUCUGCAACAAUUAAUCCUGAAGUGUGAGGGGUUUACAAAAUAAUCGUAAUUCUACCGGUUGAGUCUGAGUCUCCCUGAUCUCGAAUUGAUUCGCCUAAAAGUUGUUUGCCAACCGCCAUAAAAGAACUGAAGAAGAAGAAGAAGAAGAAGAAGAUAUUGCGAGUUUCUGUGAGAUUUCAAGUCUCUGGAAAUCCCCACUGUGUGUGGUCUGACGUUCUGGCCAAAUCAUCAAGUGUAUGCGUUCUAAGAUUAUAAGAUUAUAAUCAUGUCUGUGGUCUCCCACGUUUUUAAAAUCAGCCAAGAGUUGAAAACCCUCUGGUGUGCAGCAGCCCUUCAGCGUCAGCGUCCUUGAAUAGUUACAAUGCCAGCGAUGAAACCUGCGAAACGAGCAUCGAGGUGCAACUUUGCCUUAGACCUGUCAGUUCAAGGUUGAACGCUUCACACGUAUGAUGUAUUUUAUCCUCUCCUAUCCUGUAUUACUACGUUUUCGGUAGACGUUAGAGAGAAUACACAGCCCCAUAUAAACAAAUCACUAUUCUUCAGUGUGCAGGAGGAGACAGGCCGGGGGGGAAAGGGAAGCUAACUGCAGGUUAUGUUUGUGUCAGUAUGUGUUAAAUAAAGAAAGGGCUGGGUCCAGGGUUUUAUAUUCUUUUUUUAAAAAAAAUCACUUAUUUUACCUUCGCUGGCUCCGCCGCUUCGUCGACCUGUGCUUUCUGAUGUAAGCAGUUUGUUCUCAUGUAUUAUACCGAGGUAGGACUGUGUAUCUGAUAAAUGAUCUAACUGAGGAUAAAGUUUGAUGAAAAAAUAUAUUGAGGAAAAAAAGCUUUUUAUAGAAAAGUUGUUAUACCAAAAGCGAAUGUUGAUAUUCAGAGAGAAACGAAGUGUCGGCCUGAGCUCUUGAGUCUAUUUAAGAAAAUAAAAGUACAGAUUGUGUGCAUGGCAUUACACUCGUUUCCUGACCUGACACAAGCACACGACAAGACGCAAACAGACGAUCAGCAGCAACGGGCUGAGCAGAUGUUCAUUUUACUUACUGCAAGUCGGGGUUGUUGAUUUUUUUCUAAGCGAAUAUAUUGAUUUUGCAGGAUGACGAGAUUUUCUGUUUUGUUAAAAUGGACGAAGAAGAGACUGAUGAUACUGUGGAAUGUCCCGUUGUAGAAAACGAUGUUUCUGUUUGAAAUGAAAUCACCAAAACACGCUGCAGACACAAUCGGAAAAUAAGUGAGAAUUGAAAGUAGAAAAAUGUAGAUGCAUUGUUUUUGUGAACCACUUUUCACUCUUUAUUUUGAAGCCAUCCAGAUUUUUUUUUAUCCAGGAUUAUGAUAUUUUCUUUUCUGUAAAUCAAAGGUUAAAGUUUUGAUCAAGUGUCCUUCAGCGAGGCCCUGACCUCUCUGUCUGCUGCCCCUGAAUAAAAUCCUCCAAUAAAUGUCUGAAAUUCAAAGGAACACUGAGGAAAAAAUGCACAAAAUGUAUAAAAAAAAAUGUAAAUGUAGGACACGUUCUCUCACUUGAUGAUAAUGAAUCUGUAUUGUUUCGUAUUUAAAGGAAAAGUCCCGGUUGGCAAACGAUGCCAAACGCAUGUGCCAGCUGCUUCACCAACCAGAAGUGAAAACCAAUGACUUCUGCCUCUUCGGUGCAAACAUUUCCCCCUGAAACAAAAGAAAUACACCUCACAUUGGUUCCAGAUUAUCGUCCUUGUUCUUGUUUUUUAUAAACUUUUAAUAAUAUAUAAAAGGGGAAAUAAGUAUUUAAUGAUAAACGACAAGGGUGUUUUUUUAUUAUUAUGAGAAUGUAAAGGAAAGUUUGUUAUCGAUAUCACAAGUACAACAAGACAAGUGCUGUGUUGCUGAUCCUGCUUUGAGAUUUAUUCUUAGCACAAGAUGUAUCUGGGAUUUUCCAGACAUGACUCAAGCUUGCAGACAUCUUUUUUUUUUUUUAAAUGCAUAUGUUAGUCAUUGUGGCUCUUAAGGUUUUCCAAAGAGAAAUAAGAGAUUUUUUUAGUGGAAAUAUGAGUUUUUAUUUUCCAGGAUGAAUAACGGAUCAAUUCCUUUGUGAUGAAUGAUUGUUUUACUGUGGCCUAUCGGGACGCGAGCUGAGCGUCCACUCAAAAACGUGUUCACAGCACAAUUUGUUUUUUUUAUUAACAGACACAAUCAUUUCUGCUUCAAAAAACCUGCUGCGAUUCUCACUAAACACUUUUGAAAAGGUAACAGACAUCACGAACACCCAGAGGAUUCAUAACUGUGUGAUUUACUCUUAUUAUUAUUAUUAUUAUUAUUAUGCUUUUGUUGUUUGAAUUGACGGUGCAGAGGAGAUUUAUUUAUCAUUUGAAGACGCUGGUAGCUUGUCGUCGCACCGAGCUUCAGUGUGUGACAAAGCAAUCGAUCACGUAUUCGUGUAUAACCUCUGUCCCUAUGUUAACCACUUGUAUGCUCAUACUCUGCUUUGUUAUUUUAUAGCACGUGUAAGGCUCACAGUUAUACACCUACUAUACAUAUUAUGAAUAUUUUCUCAUUAAAAACAAAACGUGUAGA
Molecule: messenger RNA, 7712 nt
Organism: Hippoglossus stenolepis (Pacific halibut)
Lineage: Eukaryota; Metazoa; Chordata; Actinopteri; Pleuronectiformes; Pleuronectidae
Product: A-kinase anchor protein 2
Exons: 17
Coding region: 279-4328 (1349 amino acids)
Biological process (GO): regulation of cell shape
Cellular component (GO): membrane
Source: RefSeq, a predicted model, not a curated record